Molecule: messenger RNA, 693 nt
Organism: Chlorocebus sabaeus (green monkey)
Lineage: Eukaryota; Metazoa; Chordata; Mammalia; Primates; Cercopithecidae
Source: RefSeq, a predicted model, not a curated record
CUGAAACUCAUUGGAACCCUGCUGGUCAUGGGCGUGUUUGAUGAUGACGAUGUUUGGCAGAUCCUCAUCCUGAUUGAUCCCUCUGUGUUUGGGGAGCAUAGCGCAGAGACAGAGGAGGGAACAGAAAAGGAGGAAGUGACCCAAGUGGAGGAGAAGGCUGUGGAGGCUGGGGAGAAGGCCGGCAAGGAGGCUCCUGUCAAAGGCUUGUUGCAGACUCGAUUACCCGAGUCCGUCAAGCUGCAGAUGUGUGAGCUCCUCAGCUAUCUCUGCGACUGUGAGCUGCAGCACCGAGUGGAGGCCAUUGUGGCAUUUGGUGACAUUUAUGUCUCCAAGCUGCAGGCAAAUCAGAAGUUCCGCUACAAUGAGCUCAUGCAGGCCCUGAACAUGUCUGCGGCCCUGACUGCCCGGAACACCAAGGAGUUCCGCUCACCCCCACAGGAGCAGAUCAACAUGCUUCUUAACUUUCAACUGGGAGAGAACUGCCCCUGCCCAGAGGAGAUUCGGGAGGAGCUGUAUGAUUUCCAUGAGGACCUUCUCCUUCACUGUGGGGUUCCUUUGGAAGAAGAGGAAGAGGAGGAGGAGGACACCUCCUGGACGGGAAAACUCCGUGCCUUGGUUUACAAAAUCAAAGGCCCACCCAAGCCAGAGAAGGAACAGCCAACGGAGGAGGAGGAGAGAUGCCCCAGUAAGUGA